AUUGUUUAUACAUUAACUCCCUCUAUAGUGCUAAAUAUAGGAAUUAUAACUAGAACACGAUCACCAUACUGCGUAACAUAUCGUUGAAAUUAUUUUUGUAAUUUUAAUAAAUUUUAAUUAAUCAAUUUCUACCUUAUUAUAGUAAUAUGAGUGAAGAUAUGAAAACUCUUUGGUGCGGAAAUUUAAGCGAUAAAGUAACGGAAGAAAUUCUAUACGAAUUAUUUUUACAGGCUGGCCCUGUACAAAACGUCACUAUUCCUAAAGAUCGUAAUGGCAAACAAAGACCAUUUGGAUUUGUAACAUAUAAACACGUUAAUUCUGUAUUAUAUGCUUUAGAACUAUUCAAUGGUACAUCUCUAUUUAAUCGUAUUCUUAAUAUAAGUCAUCGGAAAAAUGUAGAAUUACCACAAAUAAACUACUCACAGGACAAUUUUAUAAAUUUCAAUAAUUGGCUUCAGUUAGGCCAAGAAAUGAUCUUAGGAAAUGAUAUGUCUCAUUUAAAAGAAGAUUCAUUUGGAACAAAUAUGAUAUUAAACACAGAUUUGCAGAUGAAAGAGACAAACAAUUGUUCUCAUAAGAAUGAUAGAAGAUCUCAACGGACACAUCCUUAUCAUAGAGAUCAACAUAAACAUAGUAAUCAUCACAUGGACCAUAGCUCUACUAGAAAUCGUAACAGUCAUAAUAGCAAUCACUAUUCCAAACACAGUUAUAAAAAUAGCAGACGUACUUAUUAAUAUUUCAUAAAAUACACAUAAAAAUAACUUUCAUUACUUACAAAUAAUAACAAAUUUCAUUUGCUUGUAAAAAAGAUGGAAAAUUUUUUACAAUCUUAGGUCUAAUUUACUGGAAUAAAAAAUAUGUAAUAUACA
Messenger RNA from Bombus huntii, 869 nucleotides. Its product is annotated as splicing regulator RBM11. NCBI's taxonomy places the organism in Eukaryota, Metazoa, Arthropoda, Insecta, Hymenoptera, Apidae. The coding region runs from base 147 to 734 and encodes 195 amino acids. Gene Ontology annotation, biological process: regulation of alternative mRNA splicing, via spliceosome. The transcript has 2 exons. Gene Ontology annotation, cellular component: nucleus. Gene Ontology annotation, molecular function: single-stranded RNA binding. The record is from RefSeq and is a predicted model, not a curated record.